AUACCGACUCGAAUCGUUUCCUUCGACCUGGUGGCCCGACUCCUCUGCUCGUACAGAAAAUGAACGCCCACGCUCCUCCUCUGCUCUCGCAACCCUAGCCGCCACCCCGUCGCCGGCCAGCCGCCACGCCGCCGCGCCGUCGCGCCGCCGUCCGCUGCCGCCCCUCGGAUCUACGCAUCGCCCCUCAAGUCUCCAUCCAUCGCCGCUCGCAGCAGCCUCCCGAAGUCGCCGUGCUGUCGUCUCCCCAUCUGCCGCCACUUCCUCCGUUGGUCGCUGCCGGCAGCCGCACGAAGUACAGCUCCUGGACGGGCCUGGCCGCAAGAUCCACGCCAGAGAAGCCGUUCCCCCCAGCUCAAGAAAAUGGGUCUGCCGAAUGGACCGAUGAGAAUACUCGGAUUAUCGUGGAGUUGUUUGUGAAACAAGUGAAGGCUGGAAACAUGCCAAGCACUCAUUUGACACCCAGUGCAUAUGAUGAGGUGGGAAAGGAAUUCUUGAUGAGAACUGGACUUGAGUACACACCAAAGCAAGUGAGGAACAAAUGGACCAAGCUAAAACGUGAGUACAACACAUUCAAGAAGCUCAAGUUGCGCGAGACUGGAGGGGGUUGGGACUUUAAGAAAAACACUGUGAAACAAGAUAAUGAGUGGUGGAAGAAGGCAAAAGUUGUAAGUUCUCAUGCUUAUGUUUCUCAUAUAAGAGCUUCUAUUCCCGAUGGCCCACCGAAAGUUAGGUACAUUGGGAGGACGGGCAUGACAACUCAAAAUGUGAUGGCGAUAUGUGACUUCGAUAUGCACUUUACUUAUGCUUCAAUUGGGCAACCGGGUUCUAUGCAUGAUACAAAUGUGUUAUACCAUGCAAUUGAGAAGGACAGGCCCUCCUUCCCCCAUCCUCCAAAGGGCAAGUAUUACCUUGUAGAUACCGGGUAUCCUAAUAGAGAUGGAUAUCUAGCACCAUACAAAGGAGAAAGGUAUCAUGUCCCUGACUUUCAAAGAGGUGCACCUCCAAAUACUCCUAAGGAGAAGUUCAACAAGAUUCACUCCUCCAAACGCAAUUGCAUAGAGAGAACCUUUGGAGUGUGGAAAAUGAAAUGGCAAAUUCUCCUCAAGAUGCCAAACUACUCAUUCCAAACACAGAUGAAGAUAGUUGCAGCUACUAUGACAUUGCACAACUAUGUUCGCCUCCAUGACAAAGAUGAUAUCCACUUCGUUCGAUGUGAAAGGGAUCAGGAUUAUGUUCCAACAAUUCCGGAUAGAUAUAAGAAGUAUGCUAUUCCUUCAAGUGCAUCAGAUGCUUCAACUUCGGAGGCAAGUGCUCCUGACAUGGAUAGGUUUAGGAAUGAACUAGCUACCGCCAUUGCUCUUGGUUGGUGAAGUCAUGGUCAUGUUGUAUAUAUCUGUACCCGUUUUGAUUUGCAAACAGAUGCAAAUUUGAGAAAGCUUUUGUCGUUGCUUUUGUCGUUGGACAUAUCUCAAACCUUGUGGUUCUUUAUCUAAACUUGGUGAAAUUCAAAAAUCUGCAUGUUCAUUACA
Molecule: messenger RNA, 1529 nt
Organism: Triticum dicoccoides
Lineage: Eukaryota; Viridiplantae; Streptophyta; Magnoliopsida; Poales; Poaceae
Exons: 3
Coding region: 438-1370 (310 amino acids)
Source: RefSeq, a predicted model, not a curated record